Molecule: messenger RNA, 533 nt
Organism: Gossypium arboreum
Lineage: Eukaryota; Viridiplantae; Streptophyta; Magnoliopsida; Malvales; Malvaceae
Exons: 2
Coding region: 5-337 (110 amino acids)
Source: RefSeq, a predicted model, not a curated record
AUAUAUGAAAAUAAAACCCUUGCAAUUGCAUUACCUCACAAUCAAGAAUUUUAUAUCCAUUUUCACAAGUUCCAUAGCAGCUCAAACAAUCAAACGUACAUCAUUUCCGCGACUUCUUUCUUCGGUUCCAAUGGCAGAGCCGGAGCUGAAGCCGAAGCCGGACUCGAAGCCAGACUCAGAGUCGGAGCCGAAGCCGGACUCGGAGUCAGAGCCGAAGCCGGACGUGGAUCCUCCAAACAACGUUAGAUUUGACAUGAAUGAUGGAAAGCGUAUCUUCAUGUGCCGUCUUUGCAGAAACCACCUUGCCACCUGGGAGAACUGCAGUCAUUAUGUAUGAAAAGCUUACCUUUCUUUGGAAAUGAAUAUGUUAUAUCAAAAUCUGAUUUCUUGUAUGAAUAUAUGUAUAUUCCCUUUAUAAGUUGUCUUCUUUAACUUGAAACUGAGGUGCAAAAUUCUUACUUAUCAUGCAACAUUACGUUCUCUUGCCGACUUACUGAUAAACUUGCUCACUUUGAAUCUAAUUCUUAGAUAAG